AUGACACACGAAAGGCUGAUUGGGUUUUGUCUCGUUCAGAUUGUGGAGAAGUACCCCAACUCCAAUGUCGACAGUCACACAUUUAACCAGCUGGUUAACAAAGUGUUGUAUUCCUCAUCUUGGUAUCCUCCUGGCCAUGGUGAUGUAUUCCCAAUGAACAGCGGCAAGCCACAGGGUAAGGAGUAUGUAUGUGUUGCCAACUCGGACAACCUGGGUGCCAUUGCUGACUUAAGUAUCCUCCUCAAAAAUGAGUAUUGUAUGGAGGUUACGCCUAAAACCUUAGCAGAUGUAAAGGGAGGCACUCUCAUCUCUUUUGCCAUGGGUGUUGACAGAGUUCUGCUCUUGGAGAUUGCUCAAGCUCCUGAUGAACGUGUCAACAAAUUGGGACCAGAGUUCAAGAAGGUGAAGUAG
Messenger RNA from Tarenaya hassleriana, 411 nucleotides. RefSeq names its product UTP--glucose-1-phosphate uridylyltransferase 2-like. The transcript has 8 exons. Gene Ontology annotation, cellular component: cytoplasm. Gene Ontology annotation, biological process: glycogen metabolic process; UDP-alpha-D-glucose metabolic process. Gene Ontology annotation, molecular function: UTP:glucose-1-phosphate uridylyltransferase activity. The record is from RefSeq and is a predicted model, not a curated record. NCBI's taxonomy places the organism in Eukaryota, Viridiplantae, Streptophyta, Magnoliopsida, Brassicales, Cleomaceae. The coding region runs from base 1 to 411 and encodes 136 amino acids.